AUGAAAGCAGUACGCUAUAUCCAAACAGCCGCAAGGUCUAGACCAUUGCAUCGCUUGCAUUCGCAAAGGACUUUUUGUCUAUCCUCGCCUUUCUUUUCUCGCCUCCACUCAUCAUCAUCAUCAUCAUCAUCAUCGUCUAAACUUUUACUAUCCACUCCCUACAAAAGACCCACAUCUCCAAGUUUGCAUUUCACGAGAUCACUUUUCAUUCAAACUGCGGAAACUCCCAAUGAUCAUGCACUCAAGUUCCUUCCUUCUUUGCAGAUUCUUGGUGAGAAUGAAACUCGUGAGUUUUUGAGUGGACGCGAAGCUCAUUCUUCGCCCCUUGCAGUACGAUUAUUUAGUAUAGAUGGGAUCAAGUCCAUCAUGUUUGGCUCCAACUUUAUAACUAUUGAGAAAUUGCCGCAAUACGAAUGGGCUUUACUCAAGCCUGAAAUCUUUUCUAUUCUCACGGAGUACUUGAAUCAGGGGCUUCCGAUUAUGAAUGAAGAAGAAGGCGCCUUGGCUGAUGACGUGGCUUUCAAUGAAGAUGACGAUGAAGUGGUGCAGAUGAUUAAGGAGUUGAUUUUCACAAGGAUUCGUCCCGCUAUUCAGGAUGAUGGUGGGGAUAUUGAGUUUGUCGAGUUUAGAGAAUCGGAUGGUACAGUAUUCUUGAGGCUCAAGGGGGCAUGCCGAUCGUGCGAUUCGAGUUCCGUGACAUUGAAAAAUGGGAUUGAGAGCAUGUUGAAACACUACAUUGAGGAAGUGCAAUCAGUUGAGCCUAUUGAAGAUGAGGCCGAGCCAGAGACUGUUGAAGAAGAAGCGAAGAUGGCUAAAUACCAGAGUAAGAUUAUCCCUAGAAGCAGAGAAAAUGAGGCCGAAGCACCACCGAGUCUAUAA
This is a messenger RNA of Lodderomyces elongisporus, 879 nucleotides long. RefSeq lists its product as uncharacterized. The transcript has a single exon. Gene Ontology annotation, molecular function: iron ion binding; 4 iron, 4 sulfur cluster binding. Lineage: Eukaryota; Fungi; Ascomycota; Pichiomycetes; Serinales; Debaryomycetaceae. Bases 1 to 879 code for a protein of 292 amino acids. Gene Ontology annotation, biological process: iron-sulfur cluster assembly. Gene Ontology annotation, cellular component: mitochondrion. The record is from RefSeq and is a predicted model, not a curated record.